AUGAUGUCUUUGAGGUCGAAAGCCCUUGCUCUGGUGGAGGUAUUAUUGAGAGUGCCCCCAUUGUUUGUGGUGGAUGAGUUUCUGAAGAUAAGCCUGGGGCUGCCGGUGUCCACGGGAGAGGAAGUAUCGCUGCUGUCCAACGUGACCGUGGACCACGUAGAUAUAACAGAUGCAGACGGCAAUUACUACGACUCCAACUUCUACAACACUUUCGUCUUCACACUCGUUAAGUUCUUCGUGUGUUGCCUGGGAUGUAUGAGCGCGCUGUGCAUAUUCGUGCUGUACACGAAGCACCUCAUCAUAGUCUACUUAUACCUCAUGUCGCUAGGGAUAGUGUUCGUAUCAUACUGGACCAAUGUAUCCGCGAUCAAACAGAUACAGACCCUCAUCCAGACGGCGACCACUCCUCACUCGGCCAGUAUACUCGAAGACAUCCUGGACUUGAAUCUGAAGAGGCUCCUCGAUCUCGAAGGUCCCGGUAUACUGGUUAUCCAAAACUUUGCCAUACAGUUCAUACUGUCGAUCCUGUUUAGAAAUGUACAUCUUGGACCUCGACAUCCGACUAUACAGAAAUUAUUGCCUUUAAGCUUCAUGGCUCCGUCUUUUCUGGCUAUGCUGCCAGUGUCACAGAAUCUACUGCAUCAUUCCCCGGUAUUCUCGUCUUUACUGCCGCUAGUGCUAGUUCAGUAUGCCAUAUGGGCGUCCAGCUAUGACGUCAUACAAGUCAUCUACGCUGGUUAUCAGCACGGGAGAUUGUUCGUCAGUCAUAACGGCUUGUCAGCAUUGGUGGAAACGGAAUGGAUGAGGUUGAAUGUGCCGUGUGUGUUGAGAGUGUUCUGGGUGAUGCGUGUAGCUGAGCACGCAAUACUGCUGUUGAUGGAUACGUAUGAUGAUGAUGAUGAUGGCUUGAAGGUGUCCACGCUACUGGCUGUCCAAUCGCUCGCCUCUAUGGCAAAGUCUCUGUUAGUGACGGGCUGCGAGACCAUAACCGCUGUCCUAGGCAUGACUUCCGUGAUAUCCUUCUUCUGUCACUACAUCGGCAACUUCUUCCAAUGGAUACUACUGACGGAGGAGGAAGAAGAUAAAAGUAUAGGCACAGUGUCAGCUAUACUGUUCUACAUACUCGCUCUCCAGACGGGACUGACUUCGUUAAACCCGGAGAAGAGAUUCAUUCGUUUGUGCCGUAAUUUCUGCUUAUUAUUCACGGCUCUGUUGCAUUUCUUGCACAACAUAGUGAACCCGAUGCUGAUGUCUCUCAGCGCGUCCCACAAUCCGAGUACACACAGGCACGUGAGAGCGCUAGGCGUGUGCGCAUUUCUAAUCAUAUUCCCGAUAUCUCUGCUGGUGUAUCUCUGGUCACAGCAUUCAAUUUCCACGUGGCUGCUGGCUGUCAGCGCGUUCAGUAUAGAGGUCAUUGUUAAAGUCAUCGUUAGUCUCAUGAUAUACUCGUUGUUCCUGUUCGACGCGUACAGAAGUACGUUCUGGGAGAAACUGGAUGAUUACGUGUAUUACAUACGAGCGUUCGGCAAUACCAUAGAAUUCUGCUUUGGCAUCUUCUUAUUCUUCAACGGCGCCUGGAUAUUACUGUUCGAGUCUGGCGGCGCGAUCCGGGCGGUCAUGAUGUGUAUACACGCGUACUUCAACAUCUGGUGCGAGGCCAGGGCCGGCUGGUCGGUGUUUAUGAAGCGUCGUACAGCAGUUAAUAAGAUCAACUCCUUGAAAGAAGCCUCCGCGGAUCAAUUGCACCGGUUGGACGAUGUUUGCGCAAUCUGCUACCAAGAGAUGCACUCGGCGAAAAUAACGAGAUGCAACCACUACUUCCACGGCGUGUGUCUCAGGAAGUGGCUCUACGUCCAGGAUCGGUGUCCAUUGUGCCACGACAUUCUAUACAAGAUAGACAACGACCCGAACAAAGAUAACAGCUCGGAAGCAGCCAACGAAGAGAACAGCAACAACCAGAACCUGCUCCUAGAAGACGAACCGGAGCUGAUGAACGACGUGAGGUGA
This is a messenger RNA of Danaus chrysippus (African queen), 2007 nucleotides long. The record is from the annotation of a GenBank genome assembly. Lineage: Eukaryota; Metazoa; Arthropoda; Insecta; Lepidoptera; Nymphalidae.